AUCACGCGCCUGUACGACGAGCGCGAAGCGAUGGAGAAAGAGAUGGCGGCGAUAAGCGCGCGGCUCAGCAGAGACGGAGCGCCCGGCAUGCGCGGCGCGCUCGUCGACGACGAGGGGUUCCCCAUCCCGGACGUGGACUUAUACGCGGUGCGAGCCGACCGCGGGCGGUACGCGACGCUCAGGAACGACCACGACGACAUAACGGACGCGAUCGAGCGCGCGAUGGCGUCGCUGCACGCGGUCGCGAGCGCGACGCGAGGGGUGGGCGCCGUGGACGUGAACGCGACGAUGAAUCCGCGCGCCGCGCGGCCGCCCGCGGGGACGGCGGCGUUCGCGGUCGUGGACGAGAUGCACGGCGGUUCGCCCGCGGCGUCGGCGGGGCUCAGAUUGCACGACCGCGUCAUCGCGUUCGGCGGCGUCGAACGCGGGGCGGAAAACGAAAACAUCCUCCCGCGCGUCGCCGCGCUUCUCGCGGCGAAGGAAGGCGCGGAGGUGCCGGUGUGGGUGACGAGAGGGACGGACCGCGUCCGGGUGUUCGUGACCCCGGCGAAGUGGGAGGGAAGAGGGUUGCUCGGGUGCCACAUGCGCCCGCUG
Molecule: messenger RNA, 594 nt
Organism: Micromonas pusilla CCMP1545
Lineage: Eukaryota; Viridiplantae; Chlorophyta; Mamiellophyceae; Mamiellales; Mamiellaceae
Exons: 3
Biological process (GO): proteasome regulatory particle assembly
Cellular component (GO): cytoplasm; nucleus
Molecular function (GO): protein binding
Source: RefSeq, a predicted model, not a curated record